AGCUGUAAUGCUCGUUUGAAAACUCAAGCUUAAUCCACUAAACCACAGAAGAGAAAAUGGCUCAAAUCAACAGGCCAACGAUGGAGGAAGAUAAAGUUCAUGCUUUCUCUUCCCCCAUGCCAUUAAUGUCAGAACAUUGGAAGACUGAAGAAGGGAAGAAAUCCAAUCCCUCCACUUUGAGUGAGGUUUUGGGCUUGCGCGAGUUAUUUUCUCCACAGGUGUGGAGAGCAUCUCUAGCUGAGCUGGUUGGCACGGCAGCGCUUGUUUUUGCUAUAGACGCAAUUGUGAUCUCCUCCAUUGAGACCAAUAUCUCAGCACCAAACCUUGUAUUGUCAAUCCUGGUAGCAAUCAUCGCGGCGAUUCUCCAAAUUGCUACCAACCCGAUUUCCGGAGGCCACAUCAACCCCAUCAUCACCUUUUCUGCAGCACUGGUCGGCAUCAUUUCCUUCUCACGAGCUGCCGUGUACAUUUUCAUGCAAUGCGUCGGAGGAGUUCUAGGUGCCUUGGCACUCAAGGCUGUGGUUAACAGCAGCCUUGAAGAAACAUUCUCACUUGGAGGUUGCACCCUAACCGUGGUUUCUCCGGGCCCACAAGGGCCCAUCACGGUCGGGAUCGAGACAGGCCAGGCCCUUUGGCUGGAGAUAAUAUGCACAUUUAUUUUCCUCUUUGCUUCGAUAUGGAUGGCGUUCGACCACCGCCAAGGCCACGCCAUGGGUAAGGUUAUGGUCCUCUCUAUCAUCGGAAUAGUGGUGGGCAUUCUUGUGUUUAUCUCGACCUCUGUAACAACAGUGAAGGGCUACGCUGGGGUUGGAAUGAACCCAGCUAGAUGCCUCGGCCCAGCACUUGUUCGUGGGGGCCACCUCUGGACCGGCCACUGGGUAUUUUGGGUCGGGCCUACUAUUUCUUGCUUCGCUUUCUACUUGUACGUCAAGCUCAUUCCCCGUCAACAUUUCCACGUGGAGGGCUACAAGCACGAUAUCUUCAACUAUGUGAAGACUCUUCCCAAGUAGAAUGAAUUGGAUAGUCAUUAUGACAAAGAGACAUUUUUUUAAUUUGGCUUAUCUUAUUUCGUAAAUGAAUGUAUUAAUUUUAAUUUAAUUUGGUUGAUCUUGUUUCUUAA
Rosa rugosa (rugosa rose) is the source of this 1120-nucleotide messenger RNA. RefSeq lists its product as uncharacterized. Bases 57 to 1010 code for a protein of 317 amino acids. Gene Ontology annotation, biological process: transmembrane transport. The transcript has 3 exons. Gene Ontology annotation, cellular component: membrane. Gene Ontology annotation, molecular function: channel activity. NCBI's taxonomy places the organism in Eukaryota, Viridiplantae, Streptophyta, Magnoliopsida, Rosales, Rosaceae. The record is from RefSeq and is a predicted model, not a curated record.